AUGCCCAAGAGAAAUUCAGGAGGCAGCUUUUUUCACAACAGAAGGUUGAGCAAAUCAGUUGAAGCAAGAAUCACAGUUCAUAUCGCCGAUGUGUUGCAACGACAAAGGUUUAUAAUUCGGUUGUGUAAGGCGUUAAUUCUUUAUGGAGCUCCCACGCAUCGACUUGAAGAGUUUAUGAUAAUGACAUCUCGAGUGUUGGAAUUGGAUGGGCAGUUUAUGUAUAUGCCAGGAACAAUGCUCAUGUCUUUUGGAGAUGCAUCAACAAGAACUUCCGAGAUGCAGUUGAUCAAGAGUCCCGAGGGAUUGAAUUUACACAAACUACAGGAGGCUUAUGCGAUUUACAAAGACGUUGUUCACGAUAUCAAAGGAGUGGAGGAGGCAUCAAGAGAUUUGGACGAUUUGUUGUCGUCUAAACCAUUAUAUUCGCCAUUUUUGUGUGUUCUCAUUUAUGGAUUUGGCUCAGCAAUGAUUACGCCUAUGGCGUUUAGUGGAAGCUGGCAAGAUAUGCCAAUUUGUUUUAUUAUUGGGUUGUUGGUUGGAUUUUUGAAGUUUUACGUGAGUCCCAAGUCACAUUUAUAUUCGAAUGUGUUUGAGGUGUUUGCAUCGAUUGUUGUUAGUUUUAUUGGAAGAGCCUUGGGAACAAUAAAUGAUGGACGAACUUUUUGCUUUUCUGCUGUUGUUCAAGGGACGUUAGCAUUGAUUUUGCCUGGAUAUAUUAUUUUGUGUGGAUCAUUGGAGAUUCAGUCUAGAAACAUUGUGGCAGGAACAGUUCGGAUGUUUUAUGCUAUAAUUUACUCGUUGUUUUUGGGUAUUGGUAUAACAUUGGGAGCAGCGUUGUAUGGAUGGAUAGACAGUGGGGCUAUUUCUAAUUUGGAAUGUGCAAACAGUGUGAGUCCAUGGUACAGGUUUAUCUUUGUUCCAGCAUUUACGAUAGCAUUGGCCUUGGUGAAUCAAGCCAAGUGGACCCAGAUGCCAAUUAUGAUAGUGAUCUCUGGAAUUGGGUACGUUGUUAGUUAUUUUGCAUCGAUGCAUUUCCAGGACUCGACUGAGUAUACUAGUGCGAUGGCUGCGUUUGUUAUUGGUGUUCUGAGCAACUUGUACUCAAGGGUGUACAAAGGACUAGCAGUGUCAGCAAUGUUGCCAGCAAUUUUUGUGCAAGUUCCAGGAGGAAUAGCAUCAAAGAACACACUUUUAGCUGGUAUCCAAAGUGCAAACAAGUUGGUGAUUAACACAACAAGCACAACAACAACAGCAGCAGCAGCAGAAACAUCAUCCAGCUUCAGCGAGGCCAGCAGUUUGGCCUUUGGGUUCACAAUGAUCGAGAUUGCUUUGGGAAUUUCUGUGGGGUUGUUUGUUUCGACCAUUGCAGUGUAUCCUUUUGGCAAGAAGAGAACACCCAUCUUCACAUUGUAA
Ascoidea rubescens DSM 1968 is the source of this 1413-nucleotide messenger RNA. RefSeq names its product DUF1212-domain-containing protein. Gene Ontology annotation, molecular function: transmembrane transporter activity. Gene Ontology annotation, biological process: transmembrane transport. The record is from RefSeq and is a predicted model, not a curated record. The transcript has a single exon. Lineage: Eukaryota; Fungi; Ascomycota; Saccharomycetes; Ascoideales; Ascoideaceae. The coding region runs from base 1 to 1413 and encodes 470 amino acids.